GGACAUGCUAAAAUCUAGAAAUAAGCCAACCAUCGGUCUAGAAGUAAAUGCUAUUUGCAAGCGGAAGUAUUUAUUUCCGCGUGUGAGUGUACAACGUUCCUUCGGUAACUGGAUUGCAGUGGCGUACUGUCAUCAGGACAUCACCUCGGUUGUUAGUACCCCAUCAUGUUCAGUUAAACACCGUAUGGAGUCACUUAACCUUAAAUGCAGUAUAGUCCUUAAACAAUCGAAAACAGGUUAUUGGAUCAGAUCCACUUCAUGACGAGAGGUCCAUCCCUGUAAGAUGCGCAAAACAACGAUAUGGGAUUUAUCAAGCAUGUCAUCGGUAUCGCAUGCCUUAUUUUAUACGCUUCCGCAGCCAGUACUCCUUGUAGUAACUGUGACGGAAACAACGUGACCUGUGUUGACGGUGUGUGUCUACCUCGCUGUGUCAAUGUGACGUCAUCUGGAGAGUGUCUCCAGUGUCGGGACUCCAGGUUCUAUCGUAAACAGUGUGAACAUGACUGUCCAGACAACUGUCUCAACUCUCGCUGUCAGAUGGACAACACCCGUGUUGUGUGUACAGAGGGAUGUGUGGCCGGCAGGAAGGGAGAUAACUGUGGUGUGACCUGUCCUACAGCCUGUACACAGUGUGAACGUUAUGGUGAUGGUUGUACAGGACCGUGUCAGAAUCCCCGGUAUUACGGUCCACACUGUAGAACACCUUGUUCCUCCAGCUGUACAGAUGGAUGUAAUAGGACCACGGGGGAGUGUGGCAGCUGUGAGCCAGGUUACAUGGGGGACAAGUGUAAUGUUACCUGUCCCCCAAGCUGUAGAGAUGGAUGUGACAAAGACACGGGGGAGUGUGGCAGCUGUGAGCCAGGUUACACAGGGGACAAGUGUGAUGUUACCUGUCCCCCCAACUGUAGAGAUGGAUGUGAUAAAGACACUGGGGAGUGUGUCAGCUGCGUGUCGGGCUACAGAGGGAAGAACUGUAAUGAUGCCUGUCCCCCCAACUGUAGAGAUGGAUGUGAUAAGGACACGGGGGAGUGUGACAGCUGCGUGUCGGGCUACAGAGGGAAGAACUGUAAUGAUUCAUGUCCCUCCAACUGUAGCGAUGGAUGUGAUAAGGAGAUCGGAAAGUGUGAGAGUUGUAAUCCAGGGAACAGUGGGAAGUACUGUAAUAUCUCCUGUCCUAUCACCUGCAGCGAAGUAUGUAAUCAAGACGGUGGGUGCAUCUUGACCGUUAAGACCACUGUUGUGGUAGCUGUGCUUGUAAUGGCUGCUUUGAUUCUCCUCCUGAUCAUCAUUCUGAUGUACACAAGAAGAAGAUUUAAACGACGACAACUUUUACCGAAAAGAAUAUUCCCAGGCACUUCAAAUCCAACUUAUACAUCAUGUGCUGAUUCGAUGUUACACGUUGACGUGUGUGAAGAGCUCAGCGGAGACAAAUGGAUUGAAUACAUGCUAGAAGAGUUUAAAAAGCUGCCUUCUCCGGGUAUAAAACCUACCUACUGUGCCUCCUUGGAAGAGAACACCGAGAAGAACCGGUACAAAGAUGUGCUACCGUUUGAUGCCACACGAGUACCCCUGGUAAUAGAGGAGGAAGAUGACAGUGACUACAUCAACGCCUCUUACGUAGAUGGUUACAGAGAACAAACACGCUAUGUUGCAGCGCAAGGUCCUUCUGAGGAAACAGCGGACGACUUCUGGAGGAUGAUAUGGCAGCUGAACACCACCAAGAUUGUCAUGGUUACAAACCUUGUGGAAGCGGGGAAGGUGAAGUGCGAGAGGUACUGGCCGUUCUGCAGCUCUGAGUCCACGAUGUAUGGCAGAAUGAGUGUUCAGUGUGUAGAGGAGAAGGUGUACCAGACAUACACGCUCCGCUCCCUGGCCAUCUGGAAGGAAGGUGCACAGACAAGAGUGAUCAACCAGUUCCACUUCACCAAAUGGCCUGACCACGGGGUUCCGGAGGACACCACAGCACUAUUACACUUCUACCGAGCAGUGAAAGACACGGGACCAGAUUUCACAGGACCGCUAGUUAUUCACUGCAGUGCAGGUGUUGGACGGUCUGGGACAUUCUUAGCGUUGGACUACCUACUGGACCAGGCCAGGAGCGAGGGUCGAGUCUGUGUCUACAACUGUGUGCAACACUUCCGUAGGAAGAGGAUGAAAAUGGUUCAGACAAAAGAGCAGUAUGUCUUCAUAUACAGCAUUCUGAACGCAGCUCUACGGUCUCUUGAGAUCCUCCCCCGUGCCAAGAAGCCGAUUCGUGUCCAGUGUGAAAAAUGCUGGUUCAAGGUCAAUGCAGAGAUGAGUGAUGGUGACAGGGAUGUGGACGAGGAGGACGAGUAUCACCUGCUGUGGACGUGUAAGUUGGAGGAUAGACAGAAACUCAUACCAGGAGGCCCGACCCCUCUCCCAGAUGUCAUUACCGUGGUCAGUGAAACCCUGCCCUUGCUGGAGAGAGGGGCAGAUCACCCUGACGAGGAGAGACUUUCACCAAAGAACACAGACAAUAAAGAAGGGAGAAUUAGCUGGGUCACUGCCCUGUAGAAUCAGCAGACCUGGACGUACACAAUGGUCAUUAUGGACAUACACAAUGGACAUUGUCUUAAAACAAUGCGAGGUCAACUUACUCAACACUGGUUUCAUAAACGCGAACGAGAUGAAAAUACAGAUAAUAUAAGGAUAUUAAGAGAAUAUGAUCUCUUUAAUACACGUCUUUGAAGGAAGGACAUUUUGAGCUUUGUAUAUGCAUGUAUUCUUAUACUUUUGACAUUUUAAAUCAUGAUUUAUUUCUUAUUUUAAGUCAGUAGCUAGGGUAUUUGUAUGAUGAUAUUUGCAAAGAUAUUAUUAUUCCUUUUUUCAAUUAGCUAACAUUUCGCUAUAUUUAUGAUGUACAAAUGUAGUUUGUAUUAUUUCCUUAUUAUGUGUAAUUAACAGUGAAACACCGUUAGCCGGACGCCCCGUUCGUCCGGAAACCCUGCCUACAGGGCGAUCUUGGUACGAACGACUCUUAUAAACAAGUGGGCAUUGCUCCACCCAUGAUACAUUAAUCAGGAAACGUAUUAAACCGGAAUCAAUAAGAAGGGUGUACAACCGGAAUUUUGGUUUCACUGUACUGUAAUGAAAUGUGGCAAUCAAAUGCUAAUGUUUUGAUACACUCUGUUUGAUACAUUGCAUAUUAUUUGUGAUUUUUUUUUAUUGUAUUUAGUAACAUAUAGACAUGUGUCAUAUAUCUGGCUUUUUUUGUUAUGAGAUAGACGGACUUGUGUAUUAGUUUCUGCCUUUAGCAGAUUUAUAGAUAAAUGGUUGAGUCGUUUAACAGCUUAUGAGCACAAAAGAGUGAAAUUGGAAAAAAAUAUAAAAUGAAGAUUAUUUUACAUUUUUCGAUUGUAACGGGGAAUGUAAUGUUUCAGUUUGCUUGUAAAUAAGAGGUGAUGCUAAUUUUGUUUGCCAAGGCUGAUUCUUAACGCAGUAGAACAGUAACCCGCACGUUUACGUAUACAUAAUUGUGUCGGCUGUAAUGUGUAUGUUGGGGUUAAGGUUUAUCUAAAGAGUGAUCUUUGGACAAAGUGUAAUUAAAUUAGAUUGGUUCGUAUUUGAUAAUGAUUGGUUAAUUUAGCAUUACAUAGAGUCACUAUAUCAUAUCUAAUAAUGAUAUUAUGGUAGGACAUUUUGCAUCAGUUUUGUUUUAAAUAAAAAGCCCAUAAUACGUGCCAGUACAGUCACAAAUCAUUCAGUUUGAGUGAGUAAGUGAGUAUGGUUUUACGCCGCUUUUAGCAAUAUUCCAGCAAUAUCACGGCGGGGGACACCAGAAAUGGGCUUAACACAUUGUACCCAUGUCGGGAAUCGAACCCGGGUCUUCGGCGCAACGAGCGAACGCAUUAACCACUAGGCUACCCGACCGCCCCCUUUCAGUUUGAUGCAGUAGAUGCUGAUGACAGUGACUCAAACACAUAUUUCCGUGGCAUGAUUCACUCAGUUAUAUGAGUGAAGCAUUGAAAAUGUACUUAAUUCAAUUAACACUUUGGCCUUUAGUGUGAAUGGGUGAGUGAGUUGGGUUUAACGAUACUUUGAACAGUAUUCCAGUUGUAUCACGGCGUUAUUGGCAUUUACAAGCUAGAGUAUUACAGAAGACAUUAGCAUGGACUUCUUAACUGUUAAGCACUUAUUUCUCUACAGUGCGACAUGUUGGUACGGUUUCAUUCAUCUGUUUUACUUGCGGGAUUGUUCGCUUCAUCUCUUCACAUGUUUUCACAUCAAUACAUAAGUGUUUUAUGACCUAGCAUAAUUCUUUAAAAGUUUCAUUUCCUGAGUGAUUUGUCAUCAACCGUUUAGCAAUUAUUAUUAUGUUUAAAUAAAUUUUCGAGUUGGUUUCCCGAAAAUGCGACAUAGAUAAAUUUUCGUUUCAAAGUCCAGUUUCACAGGACCGUGCUUGGCGGAAAUAUUUACUGAAAUCGUUUUCACAAAACUGGUUAACUGCCACCGGGGCAGAAUGCGGAACAUUUUCAAAUUCUGAUAUUUUUCUUCCCUGUUUAAUUAGCAGGAGCAUGACAUCUGUCCAAGGUACACUUUGUGUAAACAAAAGAAUAAAGAGGGCAUCAAGUAUGUUUUUGAUAUCGCCAAGUUGUAUUUGAACGUUCCACUCUUUGAACACUACUAUUUUCUGAUUCUAGGUUGAUUACGAGCUUACAGUACAUAUCAUAUACGUCAGUGAGAUAAAACCCCACAUAACCCCACUAUCCGAAAUAUUAUCAACAUGUAUUAUAAUAGAUUUACAAUAAGCAAAGUAUGUACAGUAUUACAUUUAACGAAAUAUUUGAUAUUUAAUUAAGUAGAAAACAGCAUCUACGUGUAUUAGUCUAAGUGUUAUUUCUCUUUUUCUAUGGAUUUACAUUUGUUAUAUUUGAAUGGGUUUUGCACAUAAUUAAGAAGUGUGGCUUUUACAAACAGUGUCUAAAUAUACAAUCAUAACACACCAUUGUAGUAAACCCUCGAUAUCUCUAAAAUGACUUUCAAUAGAUAUGUAAGAUAUAUGUAUUUACGUUACAUGUGUACGUGCAGUUGGAGAUAAUUGGAUUGUACAAAGGUACACAUAGCUUAUAGUCCAGAUAUACUGGAUGACCACUUUGUAAAUAUCUAUAGAAUGCAGUUAACUUCUGCAUAAUAUUCUGUUUGAGCAAAUGAUCAUUGCAAUAAACGUGUAAAAAAAUCA
Haliotis rufescens (red abalone) is the source of this 5203-nucleotide messenger RNA. Its product is annotated as receptor-type tyrosine-protein phosphatase H-like. The transcript has 15 exons. Gene Ontology annotation, biological process: protein dephosphorylation. The record is from RefSeq and is a predicted model, not a curated record. The coding region runs from base 301 to 2538 and encodes 745 amino acids. NCBI's taxonomy places the organism in Eukaryota, Metazoa, Mollusca, Gastropoda, Lepetellida, Haliotidae. Gene Ontology annotation, molecular function: protein tyrosine phosphatase activity.